This is a messenger RNA of Patella vulgata (common limpet), 6623 nucleotides long. Its product is annotated as centlein. The record is from RefSeq and is a predicted model, not a curated record. The transcript is spliced from 36 exons. Gene Ontology annotation, biological process: centriole-centriole cohesion; protein localization to organelle. Bases 114 to 4064 code for a protein of 1316 amino acids. Lineage: Eukaryota; Metazoa; Mollusca; Gastropoda; Patellidae. Gene Ontology annotation, cellular component: centriole; centrosome.
CGUAAACCAGUCGAACCAAAAUGUCAAGCACUAUUUCAAAUCAUGUUAUAAUUUGAACGAGAAGUUGUUUUACUCAAUAUUAGUUAUGUGAUCAUGCCUGACUCCGUAGAAAGAUGACAUCUAUUAGUAUGAUUUCUGAACGAGAUCCAGAUUCAAGUCCGAUUUUGACCCAGAAUAAGAAUCUACAGGCAGAACUUCUGCAGUGUCAAGCGGAUAAGGAAUUUGUUUGGUCACUAUGGAAACGUUUACAGGUCUCCAAUCCUGAUGUAACAGAAGCUAUUUCCAUAGCCAUACAAAGAGAGAAAGAGAAAUGUGAAAUUAAAGAUCGUAAGGUAUUAGAAAUACUACAGAAUAAGGAUAAUAGAAUUGAAGAAUUAUUGAGUAAAAUCGAGAAACAGUCAAAACAACUGAAAGAAAGUUUAACAAAGAGAGUUGAUUUUCAGGAAGAUAAUGGAAGAUUGGAAGCUGAACGGAAUCAUUUACAGGACAAAGUUUCUGCGCUUCAGAUCCAGGUGCAAGCCCUGGAGACUAGAGAGAAAAGUUUUGAUGAAAUUCACAAGAAAACUUUAGAAGCUACAGAAAGAGAGAAGCAAGAAUUUCAAAGGAGAACAAUAGAGUUAACUAAAGAACUGGAUUUAGUUCGAAAUGAGAAAUCAGAGCAUUUGUCAACCAGAAUUCAAGUUGAAGCAACGGCCAGGUCGUUUGAAAGAGAGUUGGCAGAGAAGAAUGUGAAGAUUGAAAGACUGAAUCAUGAACUGGAAGAAAGUGAGAAGAUUAUCAAGAAAUAUGUGAGUGAACUUCAGUCAACCAAGCAUGACCUUCAUUUCAAAACUCAGGAGCUCGAAAUAGUCAGAAAGGAAUUAUCUGAUUUAUGGAUAAGCCAUAACGAACUUACGGAAUAUUCUAGUCAACAGGCAGACUUGGUACGACAGUUACAGUCUUUACAAAAUGACACACAAAAAAUGUUGAAAAAUCAGGAAGCUGCUUAUUCUAUAGAAUCUCACUCAGUUCAACAGAUUUAUGGUGAUAUCAAUAAUAGAUAUGAACAAUUGAAGAAAUCGGAAUCAGAAUUAAGAAAACAAGUUCUCAGAUUGAAGAAGGAAUUAUUAGAUAAAGAGAAUUUUAUAACCCAGUUACAGGAUAAUCUACGUUCUAAAAAUAAACCACAAAAUCUAGAUGGCAGUUUCAUCGACAGAUUUAAGGAUGGGGAACCUGUUUUAGACUACGAGUAUAAAAUAGAAUGUAUGAAGAAAGAAAUCGACUUGUUAAAAGAUAAAUUAACUGAUAAAAACAGAAUCAUCACAGAACUCGACAAUACCUUAGAUCAUUCUAUAGAAUUUGAUGUUUCUAAGUUAAACAAGGGGGAGAGAACUCAUUCUACACCAUCUCGUGAACAUCGUAGUGUUGCUACUAGUCCUAUACGCUUAUUACGAGAGACGAAACAUCGCACCGUUAGUCGUUCACAUUCCUGCUCACCAACCCGUAACACCAACCCGAAUAGUCAGUUACUUAACACACGGAAAAAACUAGACGAUACUGAACAUUUGCUUCAUUUAAAGACCAAAGAAUUAUCUGAUUUAAGAAAGGUUCACAACAAAAGAUUAGAAAGGUUAAAAUCUCUCCAAGCCAGUUAUAAAACCGUUAAAGAUCAACUUAAAACACUAGAGGACGAACAGAACAAGAAGAAAAAGGUUCGUCGAUCUGACCCCAGGUCCUUAACGAAAGAAGACAGUGAUGGGGUGUGGAAUGAACUCAACUAUUUUAAACGUGAAAACAGAAAUCUCGCGGUCGAAAACAUGAACAUGCAGGAAGAGAUUGAUAUGUUACGAGUUCAAGCAAGCCAUGAUGCUGCUGCUAUACAUGAAUUACAAUUAGCUCUAGAACAAGAUAGAGAGGAACAUGAUUAUGAAAUAAAGAAAUUACAGUUUGAUAAUAAAGAUAGAACAGAAUUAGAAACACAAUUACACAGUUUAAAUUCACAGUUACAAAGUAAAGAGAUUUUGAUAAGAAAGUUAGAAAAAGAUGUCCGGGAAGGAAGCAGUGUUAAAGAUUUACUGAUUGAGGAAAAGAGGAAUCUCAAAUCUGAAUUAUUAAAUUUACGAAGAGAAACUGCUGAUUAUAGAAUGACGAUAGCUAAUUUAAAGAGAGACACAAGCAGAUUGAAACGAGAAAUUGAUGAGAGCAAUCAGUCGUCGAAGAUCAGUGAAAAGGACGGAGUGAAGAGUUCAUCUCCUGAUAGUUCCAGUGAUGUAAAGAUGUCUCGUGGAUUAUUACCCAGAUUACCUGUAUAUAGAAUCAACAAACGUAGAACAAGAUCAAAACCAUCCAAACAGUACCAAAGAGCAUUAAAUAGAAGUAUUGAGAAAAUGUCAGCCAUGUUUUCUAAUUUUAACGAGGAAGAUUGGGAAGAAGUAUCAGAAAGUGCAGAAGUUGAAGAAGAAACAGAUUUAACAGGUAGUGAUAUGUUAGGAAGAGCCAUCGUUAGUGCUUCACGUGAACAGGUUGGAAGUAAAAGACUAUCUGAUGGCCAAUCGUCAAAUCAAACAGAUUCCAGUACUGGAUAUAAAAGACAGAAUUCCAGUCCUCUACGGUCUAUGAAAAGUCGAACAGACAGAAGAAUAGCGGGAAGUUCUCCGUUGUCAAGAGACACAAGAAGUUCUGAAAGCCUAGAAUCCGUCACAGAAUCAAGUAGUAAUGAAAAUAUGAACAGAGUAGUUGUAAUGAGGGAGAUGGCCACGUCACCUAUAACUGUGUCAGGUGGAAGGUUACCAUCAUCGAGACCAAAACGUAUUAAUUACCAUUAUAAUGUACCAGCUUCACGACAACUUGGUCCUUUAAAACAACGAGUUAAUUAUCUUCAACAACAGGUAAAUACAUUACGUGAAUCCCGUGGUAAUGCGUUGAAGACGGUUGGUGAACAGAAAGAAAUGAUAUUACAAUUACAGACAGAUUUAAACCUGGCCAAUCAAAGGUUAAAGAUGACCAAAAUGAACAUACAGAAAGUGACGAAUCAUUUAGAUAAGUUACAGAAAGAUAAGAUAGGUUUAGAAGGACAGUUGUCAGCUCGAGAAGAAAGUUGUACAACUAGUGUAACUGGAUCACCAAAUGAUAAACAGACAGAAAAUGGAGUCAAGUCACUAGAAGUUAAACUUCGGGCAUCAUCAGCAGAAAUUGCUCGUCAAGCAGGAAGUAUUAAAUCGUUAAAAUUAGAAAAUGAGCAGUUACAGGAACAAGUUAAAAAGUUAACAGAAAAAAUAAACCAUGUAGAAAGAGAUAACAACCAGAAACGAAAUUUACUCGAGAGUCAAAGAACUAAACUGAAAAAUUUACAAGAUAAAGCUAAAACAGACUCAGAGACAAUAGUUGAGUUGGAGACGAAGAUAAAAUUAUUAAAUGAAAGUAGUGAUAGAACUAAAAUACAGCUGGAAUCAUUAAAGAAGCGAAUAUCUGCCGUGUCGAAAGAUAAAAAAGAAGCUGAUGAAACAAAUAUUAAACUCAUUUCAGAUGUUGAGAAAAUGAAUAAACAGUUAAAUGAAACAUCAAAGAAAUAUACAAAUCUUGAAUCAGCCAUGGUCGAUCUAGAAGAUACAGCCAAAGAACAGCUUCAUGGAUUGGCUAGUCAAAGUGAGGCUGCGAUAGAUUCCGUCCAGGUUAAACUAAUUGAAACACAUGAAAAAGUCCUCAAAUAUGAACAAUUUGUAAAGAUGUUAAGCUGUGAAAUAUUGUCUCGAGUUGAAGAAGGACGUCGGGAAAUAAAUGAUAAAUUGACGGCCAGUCAACGAGCCAAGGCGCCUAAAGACCCUACACUAGAACAAGCCAAGGCAAUAGCUCAAGACCUUUUUAACCUCAGUCAGUCUGAUAUUGAAGAGUUAAUGAUUGACGAUAAUUCUACGCCAAAAUCAAAGGAAGCUGCUUUAGCACAGAAGAGAAAUGAUAAAAGAUGGAUUAAAAAAUGUGAAAAAAUCCUUCAUUCUCAGGAAUUUGUGGAACCAUUGGUCAAACUACUGGUAGAGAAGAUUGAUGAAAGAAGUGAUUUAAUUAAACAAAUGACUCAAACAAAGUAAUCCCCGAUACAAAUAAAACCGUCCUCAACACAAAAAAAAAAAUUUUCCCAGACAUAAAAUAGAAUAAAAUAGUCUCCCAGACAAAUAAAAUAGUCUCCCACUUUAAGUUCCAAAUUUUCUGAAAUUUUAACCCAAACAUCGUUCACUAGCGAGGAAGGUAAACCAAAUGGACAGAAAAUAAACCCAAUUCUAAGAUGGAGAAAAAAAAAGUAGGAUGUUUUAACAAGAAUUAAGGACUAGUAACUCGAAUGAUUAACAAUUGUGGUAUUCUAGUGCUCAGGAUGGCCAAGGUAAUAGGGUUUUUGACAGCAUUAAACAUACAUUAUGAAAGAACUAAAGCUGCCUAUUACAGGUCUUUCUUUAGGCCUGAAAUGGUAUCUUUAUUAAUUAGACAUUCAUCAACAUGAAAAGACCUUAAUCAACUCUCGAUGGCACCUUAUGUCUACAUAAUUUUCACCGGAUUUAAAUCCGAUCUGCUGCUCAAUGCUCAUUGAUGAUUAAAUGCAAAAAUGGAUAAUCAAGACUAUGUUUUUUUAUUGUACCAACUUUAGUAAUGAUGAUCAAGGCCUAAAAUUCAAUCACUAAUGUUUCGGUUCAGAGUGGAGCAAUUUUCAGCAUCCUUUUACAUUACCUAGUUUUUCACUAUUAUAGUGAGAACUACCAGCUCUUUAUCUAAUCUCCCGAAAUACCCCUUUAAUUUAUUUUUUUGUUAUUGUUUCUUAAAACGGGGGUUUUGAACUGAACCGGUAACGUGGCUCAAAGUGUUACUUAUCUUCUUAUUCUUCUUAGGGGAAUAAAAUGAAAUGGGGUUUAACAUCCUACUGUUUUGCUCUGAACUGGACUAAUGAAGAAGGUUCUUCUUAAGGGCAGUGACGUUCGAAAAAAGCCUAGGGCCCAGUGAAUUGAAACGUGGCAUGCUUGUUCCUUGAACCUUUGAGCAUCAAAUGAUGGACUUCGUUUUUGUAUAUGACAUUGUUGUAACAUGAUGGCUGCGAUGAUGUCAGACUGGGCUUACUGGUCCAUAGUAGCUUGUACUUGUUCUUCUGUCGUAAACUGUGAUUUUCCAUAUCAGCAUUUAAACCAGUGUAAAAUUAAAUUGUUCUGCACUGACUGGGCUAAUAUGAAUGAAUGAGAGAGAGAGAGAGAGAGAGAGAGAGAGAGAGAGGUUUAAUGUCCACUCAACACGAACUAGGUCACUUUCGGGACUAACAGAUGGUUCAAUUUUCUUUCAAUAAUUCGCUUGCGCAUAUGUGUCUUUAGCAGUGGGAGGAAAAGGAGAAAACCCAGAGAAAACCCAUGUGCAACCGGGAAAUCGAAACCACGUCAUCUGACUCAAUGACAGACCUUAUGAUACAAUGCGCACAUGCUAACCAUUCGGCCCACCCCUGGGCUAAUGAAGAUGAACCUUUAUAAACUAGUAGAACUUGUGAACUGAGAUAAUACAACAUGGAGAUUUGUUUGUUUUAAAUAUUUGUAUUUAUUUCACCACUGUCUAACAGCAUUAUAUAAAGAUAUUACCUGAUUGCAGUAUUUAAACAUUAGUUAUAGACAGUAGAUAACCCUGUAUUAUUGGUUCAAGGCAGCAGUAAUAUAUGUCCUCUGUGUAUGAUAUCAGGGUAGUUAUUCUGUCUGGUCUCUAUAUAAUAUUAGUUAUAAACAGUAGAUAACCCUAGGCAGCAGUAAUAUAUGUUCUGUGUAUGAUAUUAGGGUAGUUAUUCUGUCUGCUCUCUAUAUAAUAUUAGGGUAGAUGAGUUUGUGUGUUAUAAUAUGUACUGUUACUACUACAGUAUUUAUAUGUAUACUUGUAUAUUCAAUCUCCCACUGCCCCCCCCCCCCACCUUUUACUGCAGAAUUUAGUCUCUUACUGCUGUCUCUCCACCCCACCCCCCAUCCACCUCCUUUACUGCAAAAUUCAGCCUCUUACUGCUCCCCUCCCCUCAUCUCCUUUACUACAGAAUUCAGCCUUUUACAGCUGCCCCCACCCACCCACCUUUACUACAGAAUUCAACCUUUUACUGCUGAACUUCCCUUUUUAUUGCAGAAUUCCCUUUUUACUAGUUACCCCCCCCCCCCUCCUACUGCUGAGAACUUCCCUUUGUUACUAGUUACUCCCCCUCCUACUGCUGAGCCCAUAAUACUGUUGACUUAAUUAUAUCUGUGAUAAAUAUGUUCUAUAAAUGUAAAAUAAUAUGUAAAUUAUUUGCUGUUUGUACAGCUAUAUUUAAACAUACUGUUUCAACAGUUACCUGGCCCCCAGUUCAUAAAUCAUUCUCAAACUUAAGUUAAAAAUUUACUCAAAAUUGUUUGCCUUAUUUCAACUCAAUUAUAGCCCAUUAUAAAACUUUUUCUUGUUUUAAUGUAUCAAUACAUCAAUAAAAAACUAUGUGCAAAGUUUUGUGUUUCUGGAUCUAAGAUAUUUCUCACAGUGAUUGAAAGUUGUGUAAAUUCUUAACUUAAGUCUGAGAAUGCUUUGUGAACUUGGGGCUAGUUCUUAAUCAACUUAAAAUGUAGCUUAUGUUAACCAUGUGCUGUUUCAAUAAAAUUACUGUUUGAAUAUUU